This is a messenger RNA of Episyrphus balteatus (marmalade hoverfly), 624 nucleotides long. RefSeq lists its product as uncharacterized. The transcript is spliced from 2 exons. The record is from RefSeq and is a predicted model, not a curated record. NCBI's taxonomy places the organism in Eukaryota, Metazoa, Arthropoda, Insecta, Diptera, Syrphidae. The annotation marks the transcript as partial.
AAAAAAAAGAUAUCAGUAACAGAUGUGGCUUGUUAUUGGCGCAAAGCCCCAGUAAAAAAUAUGCUUCAAUCUGAAAUUCGCGCCAUUGACUUCCAGAAGCAACCGCCAUCAAACCCAUUGCCAAAUUGUCGUCCCAACAUCGACGACAAAAAGGCUCUAGAAAUGCUAAAAAGUAUUAAUAGCGCAUACCUACCUGCAGCGGCCACUUGCUAUGAUGAAUUCGUCCUGGACAAUUCUGAAACAACUUUUUUUUUAGUCCAGUUUUACUUUGCGAAUUUGUUUAGAGUAGAGUAUAGACAAUAUUCAAAAGAAAGUCUGUUGGAGUUAGGGAAAAAUUUAAAUUUUUCAAUUUUACCUCAAUCUGCAGAUAGAAUUGAGAAGCUGACCAGGCUACAAAGCCAAUCUCCCGAUAAUAUUUGGCAAAAACUUCGAAUCGGGAGAGUGACUGCGUCAGUGUUCAAGGAAGUGUGUAGAACAAAUAAAAAUAUUCCUGCCAUGAGUCUGUUGUCGAAGAUCUGCGAAUCGAAAACUUUUUCGACAGCCGCAACAGCUUAUGGCAAACGCACAGAAAAGCAGGCAGUUAAGUAUGUAGAAGCUUUUCUUAGGAAAACGCAUUUAAAUUAA